AUGGCGAGGUCGAACAAAUCGAAGAGUGGAGAGCGUAUAGGGAAGGGUAAAGUAACUCCAGUGCAAGUAGCUUUCCUUGUCGAUCGAUACCUAUGCGACAAUAGAUUCUUAGAGACACGAUCCAUCUUCAGAUCCGAAGCUUCUUCUCUCAUCUCCAAAUCUCCUCUUCGCCAAGUUCAGUGCAGUUUGAUACCUCUGGAUGAUAUUUUGAACGAAUACAUCAGCCUCAAGGAACAUAAAGUCAUUGUCGAUCAAGGAACAGUGAGGCUUGAUCAGGAGAAGACUCGUGUUCAGAAUCUAUUACAUGGGAUGCAGAAUGUCAUGAACGCUUACAACUCCACCGCAUCACCUCCUCAUCCAACUCCUGCAGCGAUUACGGCAGCUAUCCAAGUGGCUGCCUCUACUUCUCAACCGAGCAACGUCAGUGUCUCUCCUUCAGGCGGCAGAGUGUGCAACACACCUAAUCUUAUGGCAGCAUCAUUGCCCGGAAACAAAAGAGUUGGGAAUUUCACAGCACCUUCUAGCAGUCAAUCUAUAACCAAAAAGCGCAAGAGUCCUGAGGUUCCUGUACAAGAUGUUCCUUCUGUUUCUAACAAAGAAAGGAGAAAGAUUCAACGAGCUGCUAGAGAUACUAACUACUUGACGUUUCAAACAUCAACCAAUACAAAAACGCCAGUGAAUAACAAUGUAACAAAGUGUUUGUUUACCAGCUCAGACGUGUCACCUCCGACUAAUUCAGCUUGUCUGAAGACACCACAAAAGGAAGCCUCUUCUCAGAGUGAUGUAUCUACUACUCCUGCAAACUGCACAAUCGUCACUAAGGAGAGAAUCACAGUCAGUCCUCACAAGCAAAUGACUUCUUAUACAAUGGAAAGGAACGAGAUGGUUUCUUCUGUCUCCCCGGUUCAGUCUAAUGCAAUGAUGUCGAGUAAAAGAGAUCAUGUGAAAGGAAGGCUCAACUUCGAUGACACUGAAGCAACAAUGAACUUAGAUGCACCACCUGCUUCUGGGGAUUUGGUCUCAACUUCUUCAUCUGGCUCUGAACCAGAAGUUGAUUUGUUUGACAUAGAUUUUCUGAGCGACAACUUUCCAUUCUCAGAGGUGCUUGUCGAUUUCGAUAUUGCUUGUCAAGGAAUGCCAGAUCCUUACCUGACACAACCCUCAAACUGUCACAUAGAGACUGCAUGA
This is a messenger RNA of Eruca vesicaria subsp. sativa (arugula), 1188 nucleotides long. The record is from the annotation of a GenBank genome assembly. Lineage: Eukaryota; Viridiplantae; Streptophyta; Magnoliopsida; Brassicales; Brassicaceae.